Molecule: messenger RNA, 804 nt
Organism: Necator americanus (New World hookworm)
Lineage: Eukaryota; Metazoa; Nematoda; Chromadorea; Rhabditida; Ancylostomatidae
Exons: 4
Coding region: 1-804 (267 amino acids)
Source: RefSeq, a predicted model, not a curated record
AUGCUCCUUGUCGUGAUCACAGCCCUGUUGGUUGUUACCACCGCACAAAUUUGCCCUGGAUGUGGUCCUGCCCUUUUUCCACCUCCUUGCCUAGGACCAUUCUGUGGCUCGGCUCCACCUCCUCCCCAGAUUCUUUUCGUCCCACCACCCGCUCCUCCACCAUGUCAAGGAAUUGGCUGCGCCUUUCCGCCACCACCUCCUCCACCAUGCCUGACCCCGCCAUGCUUUGCUUCGCCUCUUCCAGAGCCUUGUUUGGCUCCACCAUGUUUUGCUCCUCCUCCACUACCACCUCAAGUGGUGUUCGCGCCACCACCAGCACCUUGUUUGGCUCCUCCAUGUUUCGCUCCACCCCCGCCACCACCUCAGUACGUGUUCGCGCCACCUCCAGCACCUUGUUUAGCUCCACCAUGUUUCGCUCCACCUCCGCCACCACCUCAGGUCGUAUUCGCGCAACCUCCACCUCCUCCACCACAGGUGAUCUUUGCACCAGCACCUGCUCCUCCUUGUUUCGUUCCACCUUGCAUGGCUGCGCCACCACCUCCACCACCGCCACAAAUGAUAUUCGCUCCGGUUGCUCCAGCUCCCUGUGCAGCUCCACCUUGUGCUAUGCCUCCUCCUCCUUGCAUUGGCUGUGGUCUGGCGCCACCUCUUCCGCCACCAACAAUGUUCUUUGGAUCAGUGCCAUGCUGUUCCAUUACCGAUUUCUCAUGCUGUGGCCGCCUCUUCCGCAAACGGCACAUUGAGCAGUCCAAGAAGGCGGCCGAACAGAGUUCAGUGGAUACCGAGGAGAAGAAAAAGAAUUAG